AUCAAUCUCUUCUCUCUCAUCUCAUCUCAUCUCACUCCAUUCCAUUCUACCAAGUCUUUUCAACAGAGCUUAGAACCCUAAGAUCAUAACUUUAAUUAUUUAUUACCUUUUGAUCCAAACUAGCCUACAGUGAAGGAGGAAGUCGUUUCGAAGUGGGUUUUGAAAGUUCAUCAGGGAAUUGAGGUUGUGACAAUGAAAUUGGCUAAGAAGAUCCAUUGCCAACAUUCAUCGAGCUGUAUGUGCACCAAAGAGCAGCAUGUGGAUGACGACAUCAUCGCCUUAAUAUUUGAGAAGUUAAACUGGAAUCCAAACACAAUAGCUGCCUUCUCUUGCGCAUGCAAAUGGUUUGAUGACGUGGCCAAGAGAAUCCUAUGGAAGGAGUUCUGCAAAACAAGAGCGCCAAAAAUGAUGGUGGACCUUCAAUCUAGUGGUAGCCACAAUGUUGAUGGGAAUUGGAGGGCUCUUGGAAAGCUCCUUAUAUACUGCUCAGGUUGCCCAAGGGGCGGUUUGUUUGAAAACGUGGAUAUUCCUGGGCAUUUUGUUCAUCGAACACGAUUCUCUAGCACAUCAGGCAAAAGCUUUCUUAUACCACAGUGCAGAUCGGAUGUCCUUUAUGUUUCAGACCCUUGCGAACAUCUUGACCAAGGAGAUGAAGGGGAUGUGGGACUCUUUAGAGGAGUUUUCAAGUCGUUCUCGGUUUCGAAAGUCCGGAGGAUGCUGAUCAAGAAAGAGGCACCCUUUCAUCCAGAGGAGUUGUGCCCAUAUUGCAAAGCAAAAUUAUGGAGCAUGUUGCAAACAAAAAUGAUACCGCAAAGUGCGAGUAGCCGUUUAGGUGCGUAUGAAGAUUGCAUUGAAUAUUAUGUGUGCUUGAAUGGGCAUAUGUUGGGUAUCUGCGCUCUCUUGCCCUUGUCUGAUUCAGAGGAGGCAUCUGAUGUGGAGUAAUAUACUGGAAACCUCAAGGAGGUACGAAGAAUAUUCUCAAUUAAAAUUAUGCAAAAUGCCAUUUCAAGUUCUUCAAGGUGAUCUUUGCCUUGUCCUUUCAACUGUUUCGUUCUGUUGCCAGUUUCUUUUUCAUAGGUGAUUAGCACACAAUAUCCCAUUGUCCUGACCCUCCACACCUACUUCAAUCAAGAUCAUUUUGAGAAUCAAACUUGAGACUUCAACCUUUUAUAUUCAAACUCUUACCAAUUAUCCACCCCGGGUGGCUCAAGUGGUAAAAGGUUUUGAGGUCUUCGGUUCGAUACUCACUAAAAUAAUCUUUAUUGAAGUGGGACUUUGUUCAUUGUGUAUUGUUAAUUCUAUCUUAUUAUGAUCAAUUAUCACUAAGAACGCGUGCCUGUGAAUCGAUAUUUUCAUCCGGAUAUUAAAAUCUUUUAUUAAGUUUAUCAUAUUCUUCGAGAGUAGAUGGGGAUAAAAUAUAGUCUUUCUCCCAAAUAUUUGCUCUGUAAUUUGAAAAUAUGUUACUUACUUUUUGACAUAAUUGUAUAUUUGAUAUUGUUUUGAA
Messenger RNA from Impatiens glandulifera, 1504 nucleotides. Its product is annotated as EID1-like F-box protein 2. The coding region runs from base 193 to 942 and encodes 249 amino acids. The transcript has 3 exons. Lineage: Eukaryota; Viridiplantae; Streptophyta; Magnoliopsida; Ericales; Balsaminaceae. Gene Ontology annotation, molecular function: protein binding. The record is from RefSeq and is a predicted model, not a curated record.